Anisakis simplex (herring worm) is the source of this 438-nucleotide messenger RNA. The record is from the annotation of a GenBank genome assembly. NCBI's taxonomy places the organism in Eukaryota, Metazoa, Nematoda, Chromadorea, Rhabditida, Anisakidae.
GAAGUGAAAGGUGACGAACGUGUGAUAGGACGUGUUAUACUCCAAAGCACAUCACCAGCAAGUGUCACUUUUGCGUUGUCGAACGGUCAACGUGCGAUUAUCACUCCGACCGCUGUGAAUAGUUGUUAUACGAAAGCGUUGAAUGAUAUUCGAUCGUAUCAGUUCAAUGAGGUUNAUUUCAUAUAUUUAAUUCGAUUCGACGAUGAAGCAGGGCGAUGGAUAGCCGUGAGUGAGUCUCGUUAUGACGAAUGUUCCGCUCCUUCUGGAACUAAAAAAGUCACUGUUCGAAAUCCACUUCUGAAGAGCGUUAAUGAUAUUGAGGAGAAUUCUUCGUUGGAAGGCUUCGUGAGCUCAACUUCUAAUGAUCACACUUACGUUGAAAUAGCACCUGGAAUUUCAGGACGUCUCGAGCAACGGAAGUAUGCAUUUUUUUUUUAA